Molecule: messenger RNA, 3509 nt
Organism: Spinacia oleracea (spinach)
Lineage: Eukaryota; Viridiplantae; Streptophyta; Magnoliopsida; Caryophyllales; Amaranthaceae
Exons: 3
Coding region: 2984-3478 (164 amino acids)
Molecular function (GO): zinc ion binding; nucleic acid binding
Source: RefSeq, a predicted model, not a curated record
GGUGAUGCAUCAAGUUGAAAUUAAAUUGCCAUGUCACCUUUGACAAAAUAUUGCUAUGUUUGAAGUAUUUAGAUAAUAUGACUAAGGAGGAGUAAAAUAUAUUUUUAGGGACUCAUCUUUCUUUAUUUUCAUCGUUUGGGGACUCACCUUUUAUUUUUCAUUAUUUGGGGAUUGGCGGUGGAAAAUUGAUUAUUUCUGGUGAGUUUGAUUUAACUAAUAUUAGCGUUUACAUUAAAACAAGCAAGUAAAUUAAAUUUCAUUAAACAAAGCUAUUUUUUUUUAAAAAAAAAAAAGAGAUAGAAAAUACAAGUUAGAGCAGACUCCUGACUCUUGGACGACCCUAAGCGAAAAUCUCCAGUCUCUUUCAAAGAAUUCACGCUAAUCUCAGCCAGGUAUUACAUCUAAUUUACGUUCUUUCUUUGCAAUUUAGACAUUUAACGUCACUAGACAUCUAUUUGUAUAUGUAACUUGUUAGGGUUUAGGGCUUAGGACUUCAUGUAAAAGUUUCAAUUUUUUGAAGGAAAUUCGACCAAAAUCUGUGUGAAUUCAUAACAGGUACUUACAUUGUUGCAAUGGAACCAAAACCAUGCAUCGUUGUUCAUCACGGUGGAUGUUGGAAAUCAAAUUGUGGCAGUAUGGAGUACGAGGGUGGGUCUACCACAAUAUUCAAUGAUUUGGCAGAGGAUUUAGAUGCAUUAUAUCUCAAAAAAUUAGUAUUAAAUUUGGGGUACACUAAUCUAAGUAAGUUGCAUUAUUUGGAUCCUAGGAAAACUAUGGUUGAUGGUAUUAGGUUCCUUGGAUAUGAUCAUGCGACAUUCGAUCCUUUUGUAAGUCUCUUGCUUGAGUAUAGUCUGAUUCAUGUUUAUUGUGAACAUAACUUAAAUAAUAAUCAUGAACCAUGCUAUAUUGUUGACUUAGGAAAUUAUUUUCAUGAUGAAAUAUAUGCCAAUACUAGUACUAUGACUUUUACUGAGUUGUUACAACACGAUAACGAGGAUGAUAAUGAUUUUGAGAAUCAUAUCACACCUAUACUAGAUGAUGGAAUUGAUUAUGAUGAAGACGGUAGUGAUAUGGAUGAUGAAGAGGUUGUUGAUGCAAUAGAAAAGGUUAAACAAGCUAAGAAAACUGAAAGGGACUACGAGGAGGAACUUAAGCAACUUGAAAGAGUGGCACAAAACAAAAGGAAGCAACCUGAUGAUUUGGAUAGUGAAUAUGAAGAUUCUACUGACCUGGACAGUCCUGACGAAGCCUCCGAUGAGGAAGAUUGUGGGUAUAUAGUGCCAGCACCACCCAAAAAAAAAAAGAUCUUCAAUGUUCCAAAAAUACAAACAAGGGACAACACCUCAAGAAACUGUGUUCUAUGUUGGGCAAGAAUUUGAUAAUGCAGAGCAGUUGAGAAAAGCAAUAACAGACUAUAGUAUUUUUCAUGGGAGGGAUGUGCAUUUGAGUACAAACAAAAAAAAUAGGAUCGGAGCCGAUUGUAAAGUACAAGGUUGCAAAUGGAGAAUUUGGGCUUCUUGGGCUACUGGUAAAAGAACUUUUCAGAUUAAAACACAUCAUGCUGAGCAUAUUUGUGGUAGAAAGAACAAGGUGACAAUGAUUUCUUCGUCAUGGGUUGCUUCAACUUAUGCUAGUAAGUUAAGAUUAACCCAUAUAUGAAAUUGCGAGAAAUAGUGGAGCAUGUGUGGUGUGAUUGGGGUUUAAAGAUUUCCAUCUGGCUAGCAGUUAAGGCUAGGAAAAAGGGACAAGCUAUGAUUCUUGGUGAGUAUCGAGAACAAUAUGGCUUAUUACACAGAUAUGCGUUGGAGAUAUUUAAGGCGAACUCUAACAAUACAGUUGUUUUGAAAUUAGACAACGGAGAAUUUCAACGAGUGUACUUUUGUUUUGAAGCAUUGAGGAAAGGGUUUCUUGCAGGAUGUAGACCAUUUAUUUCACUAGAUGGUUGCUUUUUGAAAGGUCCGUUUGGUGGGCAACUUCUAGUAGCCGUCGGGAGAAAUGGAAACAAUCAAAUGUUUCCGAUUGCAUGGGCUGUUGUGGAGGUUGAAAGUGGUGAUAGUUGGGGUUGGUUUUUGGAACUCUUAGCUCAAGACCUAGGUACGAAUGAUGGUGCAGGUUAUACCUUAAUGUCAGAUCAAAAAAGGGUUUAGUGAAAGCUGUUAGUGAAAUAUGGAAGCAAGCAGAAGUUAGGUGUUGUGCUAGACAUGUCUACUGUAAUUUUAGGGGCGUGUUUGGUGGGGGGCAAGAACUCAGGAAAUGGUUCUGGAGGAUUGCCAAAAGUACAACUGAAAAUGUUUUCCGUGAAAAUAUUGAAGCUUUUAAAAAAGUUUUUGAUGCUGCAGCAAAUGACUUGCUGAAAAGGAAUUACAGUAAAUGGUGCAGGGCAUUCUACACACCUCAAUCUUGUUGUGAUAACAUAGACAAUAACAUGAGUGAGGUCUUCAAUGCAUAUAUUCUUAACUCUAGGCACAAACCAAUCAUUACUAUGCUAGAGGACAUAAGGGAGAGUAUCAUGGAGAGGUUAUUUAAGAAGAGAGAUUUCAUCAGCAAGAAAGAGUGUUUUAUUUGUCCGAGAAUUCAAAAAAAGUUGGAAGAGAACAAGUUAAAGUCAAGGGGGUGGUCUGCAUUUUGGGAUGGGAGGUUUAAGUUUGGUGUGAGAGAAGGGAUUGAUCAAACUAAAUAUGUUAUUGAUCUAAGGGAUAGAACUUGCAGCUGCAAUGCAUGGCAACUUAGCGGAGUUCCUUGCAAACACGCAAUUGCUGCCAUUUGGAAGUCAGUGGAACAUCCCGAGCAAUAUGUUGCAAGUUGUUUUACUAAACUUGAAUAUUUGAAGGCUUAUGAUUAUCCUUUGUAGCCUUUAAAUGGACCUAAUGAAUGGCCAAUUUCACUAGCAGAACCAAUUUUGGCCCCUCCAUUUAAGAAGGUUAGAGGUAGACCACAAAUAGCUAGAAAAAAACAGGUUGGAGAAGUUACUAGCAAUGGUAAAAUGAGGAAGACUGGCAUGAUAAUGAAAUGCAUUGUAUGUGGAGAGCAAGGACAUAACAAAAGAAGAUGCAACUUAAGAGUAACCGAAGAGCCCCCUCCAAUUCACCAUCCCCUACAACAUAAGAAAAAGGGGAAGAAACAAGCCUCCCUUGUCACUGUUAAUAUACCUCCUGCAUCAAAUGACCAUGCCCCUCCUGCACCCCAAAUGCAUCAAAGAGGGGUAGGGUUGAUGACAUAUCCUAAUGAGUUUCAGAGGGUAACCUCAAUUAAUCAACCAAGGAGGCAAGCUGCUUACUACAUAGAUUAUGGGGGAGAGCAAACUUUGCGGUCAACGACAAUAAUGAAUGACAAUGCUCAAUUACCAUCACAAUCAACACAAAAUAGUGUUACUUCCUCUAAUCAUAGCUUUAUUGCUCCAAAAGGAAGAAACUAUAUAUACUCUCAAGCAUUACAGGAUUUGGCUAACAAAAAUAGAGUCCUCUGCAAUCGAGAUUGAUCAGAGGGUGCAAAACAUUUUAAAUUCCAGG